Molecule: messenger RNA, 852 nt
Organism: Daphnia magna
Lineage: Eukaryota; Metazoa; Arthropoda; Branchiopoda; Diplostraca; Daphniidae
Exons: 2
Coding region: 1-738 (245 amino acids)
Source: RefSeq, a predicted model, not a curated record
AUGAAAGCUGCUUUGCAAGGCCGAGUUCGAUGCACUCGGCUGCUUCUAUUGGCCGGAGCUUCGCCCGUCCUGAGAGAUUUCGGCCGGGGAUUAUGUUCGGUGGAAUGGGCCCGUCUGACGGGCCGUACUAAAUGCGCUGAAAUUAUCGACAAGUACAUGGACAAGAUGCAAUUGAAUCCCGGACUGGGAUUGAAAACGUUUCAUCACGGUGGAGUUGUAGCCUCUUCUGAGCCAAGCCUCCAGCAAUUCUCUAAACGCUCAUCGCUCGUCCUCCUCCCAUCGGGCAAAACCAAAGACUCUUGGGUUAAAAAUACGCUGAAAAAAGCCAUUCGAAUUGUAAGCGGUGGAGGAUCGGAUCAAAAUGGAAACAGUAAAGGAUCGACGUUUAGCAUUGCGUCUCAAUUGACGGGCAGUGGAGUCAUGGGCGCCAGUGUUUUAUUGCCAGGCGAUCCGUCUCGAAGAUCUUCCAUGCCCGUCUUGCCUACAAAUAACUCGGGCGGAGCUGCUGGUUUUGUUGCCGAACUGUUUUAUCGACAUCGUUCACAAGGCCGUUCGCAAUCGCAUCAUCCACCGACCUCUUUCAGCGUGCCCAGGAUUCAAGUCUCUUACUGGAACAAUACGGUGGGAGGCAACAUCCCUCCACCGCCGUCCAGCACACCGAAAAUUAUACCGGGCGAAAUGAGACCGCAAACGAGUAGCCGCAACCGGCAACGUUCAAAGAGUUCAACUCGAUCCUGAAAUGUUUUUAAUGGGAAGGUAAAUCUUGAAAAUUGAAAAACAGAUGAUUGUGAGUAAAAUGUGUUGAAAAUAUGUAAUGUGAUGGAUGUCCAUAAACCAAAACAAAACGACAAA